GCUGAGAGUGGGUAUAUUAGCGUUCGAGGUCUUAAGGCGUUCAAGGCAUUGAAUAUAGAAAAGGAAUUGUACCCAUAUCGAUCUCGGGAAGAAAUAGACGAGAAUAUUAAUAAAUUGAAAUAUAAACUUGAGGCAAAAACGGAUACGAGUCUUUAUGGUUCGCUUAGACAAACCCUCGAGAAUGUAGAUGUGUCGAAUCUUACGUGGCGUGAUCCCGAAGCGAGUAUGGUUAUUAGCGACGACUCGUUCAUGAGUCUAGCAAGCAAAGCUAGACGAAAUAUACGAGUAGAUGAAGAGCGAAUGGAAAAGAAGCCUGAUAUUAUGGGGUUGCUGAAACAGGAUGAAAAGAUUUUAGAGUUGAUAGAAACAUUAGAUGGGAUGAGCUUUAUAGGUUCAUCAUGUAGACCAGUCAGAAACCAAUUUGGCAUCGUAGGGCUCCAGAUUGCCGGUACGGACUUGCUUCUCAAUGUUCUGGUAAACGACUUGGGUGGUAUACCAAG
Acaulospora colombiana is the source of this 500-nucleotide messenger RNA. The record is from the annotation of a GenBank genome assembly. Lineage: Eukaryota; Fungi; Glomeromycota; Glomeromycetes; Diversisporales; Acaulosporaceae.